AGGCGGAUUGGUGGAGAUGGAGGCAGACAGCAAAACUGAUUGUUGCCUACCAGAUGAUAUUGCACUGGAACUAGGGAACAUUGGCAUACAAGUUGAGAAAUCGUUCUCAGAUGCUCGAGACAUCGAGUUUGCAGUGAAAGAAGGCCGGAUCUACUUGCUUCAAGCUCGACCAAUCACGUCUCUCGAUAAUGAGUCUGAGUUUGAGCUCAUGCAUGAACACGACGGCCCGUUGUUGACGGACAGUGAGAUGUUCACCAAUGCCAACACAGGAGAAAUGAUGCCGCAGGCUAUGACACCGCUCACCUGCGAUGUAUUUAUUUCCUCCUUGCUGGUCUUAUGCAGGUCCUGCGAGUUGAACUGUUGGGCAGCGAAGCAGUCCAAAACACCUACGUAGAAUUACACGGAUUAACAUUCUUCAAACACUUCAUUUUCAACAUGUAUAACGGUAUGUAUUACAUAAAUGAAUACACGACAUUAUUCGACACAGAAAAGCCAAAGGUUGAAUGUGAGAUCCAGCUGUACGGAAAACCGCUGGGAAAUGAAAAUUUAGACACGAUCCAUGCCCGUUACAGAAAUAUUCGUGUCUCGUUGUACCAGAAAAUUAUGGGAACCCUGCAGAUGUACAUAUAUGCGCUUAGAGGAAAGCACUACAUUCAGCAAGGUAAUACCGUAGUCAAAUCGGCGAACACAGACUUCAGUACCACAGACAUACGAUUGCUGUAUCAACAACUUGAUAAACUCAUCCAGACGAGUAGCGAGGCAUGGUACUGCCACUUGCAAGCUUCAAUGACAUCCAAUAUGACCGGUGCAAUAAUCCAACACAUUUUGGACACUGGUCGAAGACAAGAUUACGCCAUCCUAAUGUCUGAAGUUGCCAACCUCCUAUCAACUUGCCCAGACGUAUUGAGUGCUGACGUACCAUAUUCUCUGCGGAAAAUUGCGGGAAUGGUGAUUGACAGCGGUAAAGCCGAGUUCUUUCAGUCAUUGUCGGCAAAGGGGGCAGCCCAGUGGCUACAGACAGAUGACAGCGGAGAGCUGAAGAAUGAGUUUGCAAAAUUUAUAGAGACGCAUGGACACAGAUGCGUGCGCGAGUCGGAACUCUGGGAAAAACCAUGGAGAAUGGAGCCAACAAAGGUUGUCAAAACAAUACAGGAUAUGACAAAGUCACCAAACGAGAUGAAGAAAAGAAAAACGUACACGACAGAAGACGAAGCUAUCGAGAACAUUAAAGUUCCCAUUGGCGCCAUCAAAAACUCCUGGCAGAGAAAUAAUGCAUCAUUUACGAUAAUAUACAAAAUCUAG
Messenger RNA from Priapulus caudatus, 1302 nucleotides. RefSeq lists its product as uncharacterized. The coding region runs from base 337 to 1302 and encodes 321 amino acids. NCBI's taxonomy places the organism in Eukaryota, Metazoa, Priapulida, Priapulimorpha, Priapulimorphida, Priapulidae. The record is from RefSeq and is a predicted model, not a curated record. The transcript is spliced from 11 exons.